AAAACGAAUCGACCUUUUUCUUCUUUUUAAUCUCUAAUUCUGUUCGAGUUGGUCACAGUCCGAGUGGUGGCAAUGUCGACGGUGAGCAUUGAGCCUCUUCUCCACCACCACUGUCGCCGGGGAAACUCCCGGCACCGUUCAACGCCUCAGCUCAUCCACCUCAGCUCCUCCUUGAGUGUCUUUCCGAAAAAGGUCGAGUUUCGUUGCCGGAGCUUGUGCAACUUCCGGCAUCCCACUGCUCUCACUCUCAGAGCUUCUUCUACUGACACCGCCGUAGCUGCGACCACCGCGCCUUUCUUCAAGGAAACAUUUCCUCUUGAGCUAACUGAACUGGUGGAGGGAAAGAUCUUUGUGAGAUUAGAUCACGGGAAGAAGGCUCGGAAUUGGAUUCUCACUGUUGGUUGUACUCUUCCCGGAAAGUGGAUUCUGCACUGGGGAGUUUCACAUGUUGAUGACGUAGGCAGUGAAUGGGAUCAACCUCCUGAUGAAAUGAGGCCACCUGGUUCAAUUCCAAUUAAGGACUAUGCAAUAGAAACACCCUUGAAGAAAUCAGCAUCAUCUGUUGGAGAUGAUACCUCUCAGGAAGUGAAGAUUGAUUUUCAUCUUGACGGUGCAAUUGCAGCCAUAAAUUUCGUUCUGAAGGAUGAAGAAACUGGCACUUGGUAUCAGUACAAAGGAAGAGAUUUCAAAGUGCCUCUUGUGGGCUACCUGCAAGAAUAUGGCAAUGUUGUUGGAGCAAAAAAGGGAGUGGGGAUAUUGCCAGGAGCUUUGGGGAAGUUAUCCAACUUAUUUUUCAAGGCAGAAUCAUCAAACUCCCAAGAUAAAAAUAGCAGUAGUGAAUCCAGAGGAACUAAAGAGGAAACUAGGUCUCUAGAAGGGUUCUACGAAGAACUACCUAUCGCAAAACAAAUUGCUGUAGUGAAUUCAGUAACUGUUUCUGUCAGGAAGUGCCCUGAGACAGCUAAGAAUCUUCUAUAUUUGGAAACGGAUUUACCUGAUCAUGUUGUUGUUCAUUGGGGAGUUUGCAAAGAUGAUGCUAAAAGAUGGGAAAUUCCAGCAGCCCCACAUCCGCCAGAAACAGUAGUGUUCAAGGAUAAGGCUUUGCGAACUCGACUGCAGCAAAAAGAGGGAGCAAAUGGACGUUGGGCAUUGUUUACUUUAGAUGAAGGAACCGCAGGAUUUCUUUUUGUUUUCAAGCUAAGUGAAAGUACAUGGUUGAAAUGUAAGGGCAAUGACUUCUACAUCCCCCUUUCAAGCGCAAAUAAUUCACCUGCUGCAGCAAAAGAGGAUCAAUCUGAAGGUGCUAAUGUAGAUGAGAGAAGUGCAGAAGAAAUAGAUGAAAGUUCUUUUACUGAAUAUACCAAUGGAAUAAUAAAUGAAAUAAGGACCCUGGUGAGUGGCAUUUCCUCUGAGAAGAGUCGAAAGACAAAAUCCAAAGAAGCGCAAGAAAGCAUUCUUCAAGAAAUAGAAAAAUUGGCUGCUGAAGCCUAUAGUAUCUUCAGAAGCACUGUUCCCACAUUUACUGAGGAAGCUAUUUCAGAAACUGAAGAAUUACCACCCUCUGUGAAAAUAACCUCAGGGACAGGCACGGGGUUUGAAAUAUUGUGCCAAGGUUUUAAUUGGGAAUCUCAUAAAUCUGGAAGAUGGUACAUGGAGCUCAAAGAUAAAGCUGCUGAAUUAUCUUCACUAGGUUUCACUGUGAUUUGGUUACCACCGCCUACAGAUUCUGUGUCACCUGAAGGGUACAUGCCGACGGAUUUGUAUAAUCUGAACUGCAGAUAUGGCACGAUGGAUGAACUGAAGGAGACUGUGAAGGCAUUCCAUAAAGUUGGUAUCAAAGUACUUGGAGAUGUUGUUCUAAAUCACCGCUGUGCGCAGUAUCAGAAUAGCAAUGGUGUAUGGAAUAUAUUUGGUGGUCGUUUAAAUUGGGAUGAUCGUGCAGUUGUUGCAGAUGAUCCGCAUUUUCAGGGUAGGGGCAACAAAAGUAGUGGAGAUAAUUUUCAUGCUGCACCAAACAUUGAUCAUUCACAAGAGUUUGUGAGGAAGGAUAUCAAAGAAUGGUUAUGCUGGCUAAGGCAAGAAAUUGGGUAUGAUGGAUGGAGGCUUGAUUUUGUUCGAGGAUUUUGGGGUGGUUAUGUUAAGUACUACAUGGAUGCUAGCGAGCCAUACUUUGCUGUUGGUGAGUUUUGGGAUUCCCUAAGUUAUACGUAUGGUGAGAUGGAUCACAAUCAAGAUGCACAUAGGCAGAGAAUUAUUGAUUGGAUUAAUGCUACUAGUGGAGCCGCUGGUGCUUUUGAUGUAACAACAAAAGGCAUCCUUCAUGCUGCGUUGGAAAGAUGUGAGUAUUGGCGAUUAUCGGAUCAGAAGGGAAAACCUCCUGGGGUUGUUGGAUGGUGGCCAUCUCGUGCUGUUACCUUCAUAGAGAAUCACGAUACUGGUUCUACUCAGGGUCACUGGAGGUUUCCACAUGACAAGGAAAUUCAAGGAUAUGCAUACAUUCUGACUCAUCCAGGAACACCUGCAGUCUUCUAUGACCACAUCUUCUCACACUACAAAUCUGAAAUUGCAGGUCUAAUCUCUCUGAGAAACCGGAACACAAUCAACUGUCGGAGCAUAGUUAAAAUUACCAAAGCUGAAAGAGAUGUGUAUGCCGCUAUCAUUGAUGAAAAAGUAGCAAUGAAGAUCGGACCAGGUCACUAUGAACCCCCAAAUGAGCCUAAAAAAUGGUCCAAAAGCCUUGAGGGAAGAGACUACAAGGUCUGGGAAGCAUCUUAAAUUUUCCACUGGGAAGCAUCUCAUUAUCUGAGUAUAUAAAGUCGAAUACAGGGAGAUCAAUAAGGUUGCCUAGAUAGAAUAAUGUACUUAGUUGAAGCAAGAGGAGGAAGGACUUGCCUGAGCUGUGCAAUUGCGGCUAGUCGGCUAAUGCCAAAGUGAUGAUGAAUAAUUGAGUAUCAGGUGGAAAGGCGGUUUGCCAUCAUUCA
Rosa chinensis is the source of this 2981-nucleotide messenger RNA. RefSeq names its product alpha-amylase 3, chloroplastic. Gene Ontology annotation, molecular function: calcium ion binding; alpha-amylase activity. NCBI's taxonomy places the organism in Eukaryota, Viridiplantae, Streptophyta, Magnoliopsida, Rosales, Rosaceae. Gene Ontology annotation, biological process: carbohydrate metabolic process. The record is from RefSeq and is a predicted model, not a curated record. Bases 73 to 2775 code for a protein of 900 amino acids. The transcript is spliced from 13 exons.